This is a messenger RNA of Anopheles merus, 2615 nucleotides long. It is a transcript of the gene Nct, whose product is annotated as nicastrin. Gene Ontology annotation, cellular component: membrane. Lineage: Eukaryota; Metazoa; Arthropoda; Insecta; Diptera; Culicidae. The transcript is spliced from 4 exons. Bases 141 to 2288 code for a protein of 715 amino acids. The record is from RefSeq and is a predicted model, not a curated record. Gene Ontology annotation, biological process: protein processing; Notch receptor processing.
UUGGCAGGAAUGUAAACACCGCUAGGGGCCCAAAAAGAAACAGCCCGUCCGUUCGCAUUAGUUUUAGUAGCUUAUUUUAAUUGAUUUUCCCCCGUUUUCGCGCAUCCGGGGCAUAGUUACAAGCUCAACCGUGCCACAGCAUGGUUCUUUCUCGCGGACUCAUUGGCGUGAAUCGGGUUAGCUGGUGGUAUGUUGCCGUUUGGGUCGCACUACAACAGAUUGACCUGGGUGCCCAUGGACAGCGCAUGAAGGAUAAUAUGUACACGCCGGUGAAUGGGGCGCAUUGCUUUCGCCGCCUCAACGGAACGCACGUAACCGGCUGCAGCUCAAGCAAUGGUGGAUCGGUGGGAGUGUUGCAUUUAAUCAACAGCAAAGCGGACAUUGAUUUCAUCGUACAGAAGCAUCCUUCGCCGCCGUACGCGCCCAUCGUACCGCCCGCCCUAUACACGCGCGAGAACAUCCUCCGGCUGCGCGAUGAGGCCGGCCCGUACGUGUCCGCGCUGGUGCUGAUGAACAAUGCCAGCGGGCUGGAGCAGUUCAGCCAGGAGUCGCGCUGCCCCAACCAGUACAGUGGGCUGGCGGCGGGCCAACAACAGCAGCGGUGCAGCGUGGACCGGGCCGAGGACAGCUGGAACCCGUGGGGCAGCGGUUUGCUGCUGGAGGACUUUCCCUUCCCCAUCUUCUACGUGGCGGGCGUGUCCGAGAUGGAGAAGCUGCUCGAUUGCUACGAAAAGUUUAACGCGCACGAUCUGGAGAACCAGCACCAGCGCAGCCUGUGCGCGAUCGAGGUGAAAGCGUUCAUGUCGGCCGCCGUCAGCACGGACAUCUGCAUGCGGCGCUCCAACUCGUACAAUUCGCUCAUCCCCGCCACCAAGUUCUGCGAUCCGCUGCAGGGGAAGAACGUGUACGCGACGCUCUUCCCGCGCCCGAUCGUGCCCGAGGAGCAGCGGGUCGAGGGACCGGAGCGGAUAGUGCUCGUGUCGACGCGCACCGACACCACCACCAUGUUCGACGGCGUGGGGCUCGGGGCGAUGGAUUCGGUCGUCCCGUUCGCCGUGCUCGUGGCCGUCGCCCACUUCCUCUCCCAAGCGCUGCCCAGCAACGAUCGGAAUGUGCUGUUUCUGUUCUUCAACGGCGAGUCGUACGAUUACAUCGGCUCGCAGCGCUUCGUGUACGAUCUGCAGACGGGCGCGUUUCCUUCGCGCGGCACCCAAACCAAACCGAUCUCGAUGGACAACAUCGAGCUGAUGAUCGAUCUGGGCGCGCUAGACAAUCUGACCGACCUGCACGUGUACCACGCGGCGCCACAACCGAUGGCGACCAAGGUGGCGGAGCUGCUGCGCAAAAUCAAUCAACAGUUCGGGUUCGGCAUCCAGGCAGGGCAGCCGGUGAUGACGACCAAUCUGCCCCCGGUGUCGGCCCAAUCGUUCCUGCGGGAAAACAUCACCUUCCCGGCGGUGAUCAUUGCCUCGCGGCCGGCCAAUCGGUUUUACCACUCCAUCUACGACGACCAGGAGAACCUGCACUACCGCUACGGCAACCAUUCGCGCAAGUACGACUUUACGCAGCUGGAGGACCUGGAUCUGGGCGACCGGAGCGACCUGUACGGGAAGGAUUCGAUUCAGAUGCGCAUACGCAACGCGUCCACGCUGAUCGGCAUGAGCAUCUACGAGCUGCUGACGGGGCGCGCGUACGGACAGCGCAACGGCACCAACAGUGUGCUGAUCGACGAGUUCCUGCACUGCUUCCUCGAGUCGGCCGACUGUCCGCUGUUCCGGGCGACGGUGAAACCGGACACGCCGCACGUCUACCCAGCACCGCCCUCCCGGUACAUUAGCGUGCACACGACGCUGACGUCCGAUGCGACGGGCUGGACGUACCGGGUGCUUGGUUUGCUGCUCGGGCAGAAGGUGGAGAACGCGACCAAGGCGAACUGUUCCGCCCUGCACCUGCCGUACCAGUGGAUGGCCGGGUACGGUGGGGCGGGCGAGUGCCGCCGGACAACGCAAAACAUGAGCCUGGCCCUGUCGCCCGCCUUCAUGAACGAAACGUACGACUUUACCUCCUACCGCUACUCGACCUGGACCGAGUCGACGUGGUCGGAGAUGUCGGCGCGCAUUUUCCUGCGACCAUCGCCCGCCCACGAAACGCUCACGCUGUCCAUUGGCAUCGUGGUGAUGGUGAUAUCGUUCGUGCUGGUGUUUCUCAUCAACAGCCGGUCGGACGUGCUGUUCAAUCAGGGUUCCACCUCGUCGAUACCCAUUGCCACACAGCCGACACAAUGUUGAAUGGGGUGAGGGAAAAGAUUCGUCCGGCCCGACAUUCUAUCGGAGCAGCAAUGGUGAUAUGAUCGAACGGACGCUACCAAAAAGACGGUGCAGCACAUUAUCAUCACUACGUUGGGUUCGGUGAUACAAGUUCGUUCGUUGUGGUUCCCCAAAAUUCACCCCACACGCCCCGUGUUGUUCGUUGUUGCCCGUCUGUCCACAUCACCCACUAGGCAAUCUUACAAUUCCAUCAGACUUUAGCUUACUUAAACAAAGCAAACUAAUGAUAAAAAAAAACAUUGUCCGUAACAUAAUGUCGUAAUACAAUUGAUAUUUAUAACAUUCGUA